Cantharellus anzutake is the source of this 597-nucleotide messenger RNA. RefSeq lists its product as uncharacterized. NCBI's taxonomy places the organism in Eukaryota, Fungi, Basidiomycota, Agaricomycetes, Cantharellales, Hydnaceae. The coding region runs from base 1 to 597 and encodes 198 amino acids. The record is from RefSeq and is a predicted model, not a curated record. The transcript has 5 exons.
AUGCCGAGGCUGAACUGGCUCUUUCCCUAUCUGGUGGCAAUACCGACAGGUGGGCUUGUUCUACAGCUCCGUCAUGGCUUGGGAUGCAAGCAGGAGCCUUUGAAGGAAGCGAUGAUGGAGAGAGGACCGGAAUAUGCUGAUUCCACUCGCGAGGUAGGGAAGGUGGGAGAGCCGACAAUUAUAGAGAGACCAGCCCAUAUUAAGUCCAAGGAGGAAAAUUCUGGGAGUAUUGAGGCCAUAGAGCCGAAAGCGAACAACGGAAGCAUGGUCCCCCGAAAGGAGAAAUUGUGUACUGAGACGUGGGAUGAAAGUGCACCUGCGAAGGCUGGAUUAAUUUUCAAUAUGUGCGUGCACACUGUUUCCACUCUCAAGGAACGUAUUGCUGCGCUGCAAGCCAACAGUGGACUUACGCCUCCUGGGAACGGAUCGUCACGAUUUUCGACUCCAUCUCCAGGCCCGCAGCGCUCGCCGUCGGAAAAGGUGCCUACGAAUCGCUUGAGCGACAAAAUAGCGCGUUUCGACAAACUUGGCAGGGCACCUGUGCCGAGAAGUGGCUUUGGAUUAGGAUCUCCGCCUCCUCCCGUGCCAAUUCCGUGA